Messenger RNA from Myotis myotis, 1195 nucleotides. Its product is annotated as methylosome subunit pICln. The transcript has a single exon. Bases 68 to 781 code for a protein of 237 amino acids. Lineage: Eukaryota; Metazoa; Chordata; Mammalia; Chiroptera; Vespertilionidae. Gene Ontology annotation, biological process: cell volume homeostasis; mRNA cis splicing, via spliceosome; spliceosomal snRNP assembly. Gene Ontology annotation, cellular component: methylosome; pICln-Sm protein complex; plasma membrane. The record is from RefSeq and is a predicted model, not a curated record.
CGCGGUGAGCUGGGUCUCGCUGCGCUUCAGCUCCCUCUCGGUCUGCAUCUUGGCCCUCACUACCGCCAUGAGCUUCCUCAAGAGUUUCCCGCCACCCGGGUCGGCUGAGGGGCUCCGGCAGCAGCAGCCCGAUACCGAGGCGGUGCUGAACGGGAAGGGCCUGGGCACCGGCACUCUUUACAUCGCUGAGAGCCGCCUGUCUUGGUUAGAUGGCUCUGGAUUGGGAUUCUCACUGGAAUACCCCACCAUUAGUUUGCAUGCAGUGUCCAGGGACCUAAAUGCCUAUCCACGAGAGCAUUUAUAUGUUAUGGUGAAUGCCAAGUUUGAAGAAGAAUCAAAAGAAUCUGUUACUGAUGAAGAAGAGGAAGACAGUGAUGAUGAUGUUGAACCUAUUGCUGAAUUUAGAUUUGUUCCUAGUGAUAAAUCAGCUUUGGAGGCAAUGUUCACUGCAAUGUGUGAAUGCCAGGCUUUGCAUCCAGAUCCUGAGGAUGAAGAUUCAGAUGAUUAUGAUGGAGAAGAAUAUGAUGUGGAAGCACAUGAACAAGGGCAGGGGGACAUCCCUACAUUUUACACCUAUGAAGAAGGAUUAUCCCACUUAACCGCCGAAGGCCAGGCCACAUUGGAGAGAUUAGAAGGAAUGCUUUCUCAGUCUGUGAGCAGCCAGUAUAACAUGGCUGGCGUCCGGACAGAAGAUUCAAUAAGAGAUUAUGAAGAUGGGAUGGAGGUAGACACUACACCCACGGUUGCUGGACAGUUUGAGGAUGCAGAUGUUGAUCACUGAAAAUGAUUUUAUGUUGCUUUGGGAUUCUGCUCAUAACUGUAGGAGAGAACUUGGUGCCUUUUCCUCUGUGGAGUGGGUGUUGAUGAAAAUAUUUUUCCUUCUCCAAAACUUCCUGAACCAGUUCUUUCUUGAGACAGACUGUAUAAGACAACAAGUUGUCACCAGCAGAAGAAACUAUGACCUUUAUUAACCAAGGUGAAUUUACUUAACCAAGAGGGUAUUUGUAGUUUAUCUUUUAUCCCCAAAUUUUCUGUGUCUAGGUACCUUCUGAGUAGGCCUAUAAUUCCUGCCUUCAGUGUAUGUAUCUUCCGUAACCUAGCAGGGGUAUGUGGUGAAAAUGCACGGGCACUUAGGGGAUGGAAGAGAGGCUGAAUCUAAGACCCCUUUAGGGCCUAAGGACACCCUUACCCUUAA